AAUGGAUAUUUGGAGGCACAUCCAAGAUGGUUUCUUAUAACCUGUCAAGGUUUUAUAAAAUUCACGUAUGCAUGAAGAACAAAAAGUCUACUUUUCGGACUGGUUUUUGUUUUUAAAAAUUAUUUUCUUUUUUCUCCAAAAACAUCAUUUAAUGCAGAAAAUCUCAUUUUUGUUACUUUUGCUUAAAAAUAUAUUUGUAACAAUAACAAUCACUUUUGAGAAAAAAAAAACUUAAUGCAUUAUAAUCUUCAUUUAAAAUAUAAUAAUGUUAUAAUAAAAAUAAUAAAAACCUAGGAAGGUUUUUGUGAGAUCUUAGUUUUUAAUGGAUGUGGUGCCAUCUUGUGGCUGCUUAUAGAAGCACUCUUGGAAUUGUAAGAAGUCUUGGAAUCAUAAACUGUUUAGAGUGGCUGCACUGGCAUAGCAAACACAUGACAUUACACUCAGACGAUCUUAAAAAGCACUGUCCGCUCACUGUCUCUUAUGACUGAGUAAAAACAGGUUUAUUCAGGAGGUAUAUUAAACAAAAUCUUGCUCAUCGGGCAUCCCGAGUUUGAGUCCUGGCUUAUGGACCAUUUCUGUCCCUCCUAUCUUUCUCCCACUUCACUUCUUGUCAACUAACUGUCCUUAAUAAUACAAAGUUCCUGUUUUGAAGGAUUAGGGGUAUGUAUAAUAUGAGGUAUGUAAUUAUAGAACAGUCAGACAUCAACAGUCUAUUCUGUUCUGUUCUAUUGUAUUCUGGAAAGCAAUGGUUCACCCAAAAAUCUACUUUACUUUACAAAAAUGUAAAACCUGCUUACUUACACUAUGCUGUAUGACCCUCUUUCUUUUUUCAGUCCACGAAUUAAGAAAAUAAUUUUUAUCAAUAUAAUUUAUAUAAAAUGUCCAGCUCAUGCUCGUCCAUACAAAAUAUGUGAAAAAGCUAGUCACUAGUUAAUAAAUCAUAAUACUAGGAAACCUAAAAAUUAUACAUAUGCUUUGAUCAAAGUGGGUUCUUGAAUUUAUAUCUGUCAAGAAAUAUUCACCUCAAAAAAGAAAGUACAUGCAUACUUGUAUACUUUUUAGUGGUGUUUUGAUAGAUCUGAUUUUUCUUGCACUUGUUGCUUCUGAAAUGCUGCUGUAAUACGGUCUCAUGGAUGUGCAGUCACGACCACUAUUAUUCUCUAAAUAAUAGUAAAUAAUGAUCAGUUUUUCACCAACCCUUAUGACGUGCCCUCGUAACACUCGGAAAAUAGGGCACAAGUCACGUGAGAUCAAUUCUGUCGUGCAGUACAGUUGUAUUUUUUUCUUAAAAGUUUAAAGGUGGUUGCUCCCAUUAUAUGGAUGAGCAUGAACAGGAUUUUUAUUUACUAUUUUAUUGUGGUCUAAAAAAAAUUAUGAUAUUUCAACAUUGACAGAGUAAUUUAAUAAUGACUUCACUUUUCGUUUUUGGAUGAAAAAUCCCUUAAAAUUGAUUCAUUUCUAUUCUUUUGUCUUCAUGUUCAUCACGUUCUUUUCUGUUCGGUUUUGUUCUAUUUAAGUGUGCUUUAUUCUAUUCUUUUUCUGUAGUGGUGUCUGGUUUAAGGGGACUGUUUACCCUGAUUAUAAUCCUGCGUUUGGUUGUGUUACUAGGAAACAGUGAUCCUGAGAGCAUGUUGAUAUGCUCCGUUGUGUAUCAGGUGUCCUGCUCGGCAGUCUUCUGAUGCGAGCUGUGAGGUUGUGAUCGGAGGUGAAAUAUAGGCCAGGACAUUGUACGCGGUCAGUCCGAUUCCUCAGAGAUCAAUUAAACGCUGUCCCGUUAGAGCUCACGCUGUGCCCUUGUGUACGCAGAAACCUUGUGCAGUUGGCUCGCGCUUUACGGAGAUCAUUAACAGUGUCCAGAACUUCAUAAAAAAAUCUCUUGAUCCUGGGAUUAAAUUCAUGCGUGCGUCUAUGUGCAUUCUGAAGCAUUUGACACCUGAUUGGUUCACAGACACGUUUGGCAGCUCUGAUGGUGUCGGUUUUUCAUGCUGUGUUUUCUCAAGCACGUGAAUGUGUCCCCAGCACACUGACCCACACUCCUGGGAUAGUUCCUCCAAAAAUGAAAAUUCUGUCAUUAUUUAUAUUAUUAUGACAUUCUAAACUCAUGUGACUUUUUCUUAGAAAAAAUAUUUGUUAUAGACUAAAAAUAAAUGUGACUCGUGAUGAAAAAAGAUGAGACAUAAAAUGUAGUUUAAAAAUAUUUUAUCCAAAUUAUAUAUAUUUUAUUCAGUAAAAAAAAAGGAAAAAAAUAUAGAGAGUUUUAUAAAGUUUUCAUAUUGGGUUGCCAAAAAAUUCCAUCAAAAACCUUCAAACUGAAAUAAAUCCUAACAUUGAUCGCAUUUAUAUUUUGUUUGCGAUUUUACUGUAAGUGCUGAAUAAAUGCACUUACACGACCUCUGUGUUGUUUUAAGGGAAAACCAUAAGUGUGAUUCGGCAUCAUUGGAAUUAAUAUGUGGAAUGUCAGUGUUUUAGCUUUUGAUUUUGACCAGUUUUCAUAAUGUGGAAAUUGAUCAUUUAUAUGAUGAGGUAAAAUAAGUGUAUAAAGCCCCAUUCACACCAAGCAUGACAACGAUAAGGAUAACUAUAAAUAUAAAGAUAUUAGUGUUCUUGAGCUCUCGAGGACAAGAUAGAAUCUGAUUGGCUGUUCAUGUUUGAAUCAUUCAUCAGCUGAAAAAAUUGUUCUAAAAAUUCAUCAGCUAUAUCGUUUCUCUGUGCCUUUAUUAUUAUAUUUGUGGUGUGGAUGCUGCAUUAUCUUUAUAGUUAUCCUGCUUGGUUGGUACAGUGAAAAAUAUUUGUGAUUAUCUAUUUAACUAUUGGGGAGCAUGACACAUAGUUUUCUUGGACUAAAACUAGGUUAAAAUUCACAGAUCUUUAGUCUAAUAAAACUAGACGAAACAAAAACAGUACUGGUUGACUAAACAUAUUUCAUAUUUCACACAGGACUCGAGACUAAAUUUAAAAACUAUAGUUUGGCUCCAGAACAAAAAAAACCCACACUGUACAAUUAUGUAAAUUAAGGUGCUUUUUUUAAGGUGCGUUCUGCAAAAAUAUCUUGUGUUUCAAGGAAAAAUGAAAUUUAUAUGGGUCUAGAACGUCAUUGAAAGUGAAUAAAUGAUGACAGAGUUUCCUCCUCUCCUCUGUCUUUGGGUUUAGUAAUAUUGCGCAGCAGCUGUGACCUUUGCAGUAGCGUUAUUGUGUAUUUGUGCUGUGACAGCUUUAGAGCCGAUGUGUUGUGAAGAAUUCUCACCUCUGCGAGUACAAGUGUGUUUCGUUGGAAAUGGAUCCAGUGUGUGUGUGUGUGUGUGUGUGUGUGUGGGGUCUGGCAGUAUUUGCAGGUUGGAAACAGGAGCAGUCUCUGCGCGUGCAUGUGUGUUUGGGUGUUCGUUUACCGUUUAGUGUCCAGCCCUUUUUGCUUUCAGAGAGCCGUGUGUGUGAGAGCUCUUCCUCCGGACAGUACUGCCAAUGAUGGGACAGAUGUCACAUAGUGAUUGUUUUAGUGUAAAUAGAAGCUUAGCGUACUGUAGUAGUGUAUGCACGCGUAUAGCAGUGCUCAGGUCAGACGGUAAGUGAAAAGGCAAAGCAUCAUGAGGUCAGAGUGGGAUUCAGACCCUGAUGACUGCGACUGGGGUGACAGUGAGGAAGAGGACAAUCAGCAAACUCUGAGGGAGGACAUCAGAACAGCUAACGUCAUCGCAGCAGAGUCUGUCACCUGCCUCGUGAUUGACAGAGACUCAUACAAACACCUGAUUGGAGGUCUGGAAGACGUAUCUAACAAAGGCAGUGAAGACGCAGAGGCAAAAGCAAAAUACGAGGCAGAGAACGCAUUCUUCUCCAACCUAAACCUGUCUGACUUCAACAUCAUCGACACUCUUGGCGUUGGAGGAUUCGGUCGUGUUGAGCUGGUGCAGCUCAAGAGUGACGAGAUGAAGACAUUUGCGAUGAAGAUCUUAAAGAAGCGUCACAUUGUGGACACGAGACAGCAGGAGCACAUCCGCUCGGAGAAACUGAUCAUGCAGGAGGCACAUUCAGACUUUAUAGUCAGACUCUACAGAACUUUUAAGGACAGUAAGUAUCUCUAUAUGCUGAUGGAGGCGUGUUUAGGUGGAGAACUCUGGACUAUUCUCAGAGACAGGGGCAACUUUGACGAUUCAACUACGCGUUUUUACACAGCCUGCGUGGUUGAGGCAUUUGCUUACCUGCAUUCCAAAGGCAUCAUAUACAGAGACCUCAAACCAGAGAACCUGAUACUAGACCACAGAGGCUACGCCAAACUGGUGGAUUUUGGCUUUGCUAAGAAGAUCGGCUUUGGGAAGAAGACGUGGACAUUCUGUGGUACACCGGAGUAUGUGGCUCCAGAGAUCAUCCUGAAUAAAGGUCACGACAUCUCUGCAGAUUACUGGUCCCUCGGUAUCCUCAUGUACGAGCUGCUGACCGGCAGUCCACCUUUUUCAGGACCGGAUCCAAUGAAAACAUACAACAUCAUUCUUAGAGGCAUCGACAUGAUAGAAUUCCCCAAAAAAAUUACCAAAAAUGCUGCCAACCUCAUCAAGAAGCUAUGCAGAGACACACCGUCUGAAAGACUAGGAAACUUGAAAAACGGUGUCAAAGACAUCCAGAAGCACAAAUGGUUUGAAGGGUUUAACUGGGAUGGGUUGAGAAAGGGGACGCUGACGCCCCCCAUCAUCCCUAAUGUAACAUCAUCCACAGACACCAGUAACUUUGAUAGCUUUCCAGAGGACAACGAAGAUCCGCCGCCUGAUGACAACUCAGGCUGGGACACAGACUUCUAAACAGGCUUGAGCACACACGCGCACAGACACACAACACUGCUCACAACGGGACGGCUGCACUACUGGAAAGACUGGAGAACAAAAGUGGGAAGAAGCGGGAGGAGAAGAGCUGAAAUGAAGCGAGCACGUGUCUGUGCGUGUUCACCAUGACCCAUGAUAACCACCUUUACUGUGAGCUGACUGAGGAGACGGUCCAUUUAGGGAAAAGCUUGUGACCUCAGCAAAGUGUUCUUCUCCCUGAUUGGCUGCGAACUCUUCAUUCGCCCGUCCGUGUGCAGACUACUCGUAAGAAGCCCACACUGUAUGUCGCAGGAGUCCAGACAGACCUGAAUGUUGCUCUUAAAAGUAAUACUCGUUCGUUAUAGCACAUGUACAUAAUAGCAUUGCAUCACACCCUUGAGAUACUCACGCAUACAUGUAUCGGUUUAUCUGUCACGUGCAUCACACUCUUCAAACACAUCAUAUCUUCUCGCCUCUCUUCGCUGUUAAUUUAUUGUCCUGGCGGACGGCCAUUACGGUUUAUGAUAUUCUGAGCCCAGCGCUGGUCUUCUCAAACUUCAACCAAUGAAAUGAUGUGCCUCAAAUUCAUAGCUCCAUUAACAGUGUACUGUAUUUACCGUCUCAGAUUUAGAAGAAUUAGGAGAUAAGUACUGACCACUGUGAUCGGCCAGAUUUGAAACGGGAAUGGAUGCGGGAUUGGGUUGCCUUCUACGGCCGUUCUUGAACCCGACUAAUUCAAAUUGCAACGCAAUCCUGAUUUCUCCAGAGAUUCAGCCGUAUCAGAUCAUGAACAGUAUUAGUGCCUUAAAUCAACGGCAUUCUGCGACGCUCCUCAUGCUGCAUGUCAGAAUACGAUCCUUUCAGCCUGCUGCUGUCCAUCAGACGCGCUCUAAGGUUUUUGGGUUUUUUUUACACAAUAAAGCAACUGUUUUAGACACUCCCUGUGUCCUUACAUGAUCUGCCACGGUCUUUUACGGAUCCGAAAUGUUUCAAAUGUGAAUUGUUUAAGGCUGUUUUUUUAUUAUUUAGUAAAUUAUUUAUUGUAUUUUUUAAGUGCAAUUUAUUUCUGCGAUGCAAAGCUGAAUUAUCAGCAUCAUUACUCCAGGUUUCGGUGUAACGUGCUCCUUUAGAAAUCGUUCUAGUUUGUGACUCAAGAAUAUUAUUAUAUCCAUUUGAACCGAGGCAACAUUUAUUCGAUUCAAAAAGCUGUAAAAUGUUAAUAUUAAGAAAUAUUAGUACAAUUUAAAAUAAAUGUUUUCUAUUUUAAUAUAAUCUAAAAUGCAAUUUACUAAUUUAAAUAUGUUAAAACAUUUUUAAUAAUAAUGUUGAAUAGUUUUUCAAAUAAAUGCUGCUCCUUCUAAAUCUGUAGUUUAUCAACGAAUCCUAAAAAACUGUUUCCACAAAAACAUUAAGCAUAUUAGAAUGACUUCUGAAUGAUCAUGUGACACUGAAGACUGGAGUAAUGAUGCUGAACAUUCAGCUUUAUAUCACAGGAAUAAUUACAUUUGAAAACA
Puntigrus tetrazona (Sumatra barb) is the source of this 6301-nucleotide messenger RNA. RefSeq names its product protein kinase cGMP-dependent 1a (gene prkg1a). The coding region runs from base 3582 to 4787 and encodes 401 amino acids. Gene Ontology annotation, molecular function: cGMP-dependent protein kinase activity; ATP binding. The transcript has 12 exons. Lineage: Eukaryota; Metazoa; Chordata; Actinopteri; Cypriniformes; Cyprinidae. Gene Ontology annotation, biological process: protein phosphorylation. The record is from RefSeq and is a predicted model, not a curated record.